This is a messenger RNA of Penicillium canariense, 561 nucleotides long. RefSeq lists its product as uncharacterized. The transcript has 2 exons. NCBI's taxonomy places the organism in Eukaryota, Fungi, Ascomycota, Eurotiomycetes, Eurotiales, Aspergillaceae. The record is from RefSeq and is a predicted model, not a curated record. Bases 1 to 561 code for a protein of 186 amino acids.
AUGAGCCGCCUCACGGACGCUAUCAGCGCCGACCACCGAGAGCUGCAGGCCUACUACGAUCGCCUCGUCAACAGCGAUGAUCCUGAUGAGCAAACCCGCUUCCAGAACCAGUUGACCUGGGGACUCGCUCGGCAUGUCGUGGGCGAGGAGCUCGUGCUCUUCCCAGCCCUCGACCGAUACUUGGGCGAAGGUGAAGCCACUUCGGAUCGGCGCCAACAUCAGACCAUUAAAGAAAAGCUCCAGAUCUUUCAAAACCUCGAGGCCUCCGAUCCUCGAUUCGUCCCCACCAUGACGAUUCUCAUGGACGAUCUCGCGUCCCACGCCCAAACCGAAGAAACCAAAGAUCUCGUCAAGCUGGAAGGCGCCAUCACGGCCGAGGAGAGCCGGCGCCUCGCCAGGUCCUUUGGUCGCACCAAGUGGUUCGCACCAAGUCGCGCCCACCCGAACCUCCCGAAUCCGCCUUACCAGACGGUUGUUGGACUGAUGGCCGCGCCGGUGGAUUACUUGCAGGAUUUGUUUCGCAAAUGGCCUGAUCCCGAGGAUCUCCCGCGCUCAGAAUAG